Messenger RNA from Diutina rugosa, 1131 nucleotides. RefSeq lists its product as uncharacterized. Gene Ontology annotation, molecular function: ATP binding; protein serine/threonine kinase activity. The record is from RefSeq and is a predicted model, not a curated record. Gene Ontology annotation, biological process: autophagosome organization; peptidyl-serine phosphorylation; autophagy. Bases 1 to 1131 code for a protein of 376 amino acids. NCBI's taxonomy places the organism in Eukaryota, Fungi, Ascomycota, Pichiomycetes, Serinales, Debaryomycetaceae. The transcript has a single exon. Gene Ontology annotation, cellular component: autophagosome; cytoplasm.
AUGUGUGCCCCGUCGCCGUCGCCCCGGGUGCCGGAGGAAUCGCCGGCGGCACCGGCUGAGGACACGCCCACACCGCUGGAGCCAUCGUCGCGGGAGCCACGGGCUAAAGUGGUCAACGUCGACUACUUUAAGCUGCUGCUGAAACCGAUCUAUGAAGGAGCCAACGGCAUUAUUUACCGUGGCACCGAUGCCGCCAAACUGCAAAAGCUCACUCUCAAACGGGUAAAACACCGGCCUCAAGAGACCGACGACGAGUACCGCCGGUUGUUUGACCGCGAAUACAACAUCAUGGCCAAUUGUUGCAAUCGCAACGUCAUCACGGUGGUGGAUCGGGCUGUGCUCACCGACCUGGACGACGAAGUGCUUGUGCUCCCAUACUUUGCCAAAGGCGAUCUUUUGGGCUACAUGUGUGAUGUACGACGGUUCCAGCACCAGAUCCCUCCUCAUGUACUUGAUCUGGUAUUUAAACAGGUGCUCAAGGGGACUAAGUAUCUUCAUGAUCAAGGCAUUGUACAUCGCGACCUUAAACCGGAAAACUUCCUCAUUGAUGAUCUGGGCAUUAUCAAGAUCAGUGACUUUGGCUAUGCUCUUGACCUUAAAGGACAAUUUCCUUACAUGCACGACCACCUGAAUGACGUGUUUGUGGGGACGCCGCUGUUCAAAGCCCCUGAGCUCUUUAUAUGGGAGGCUGACGUGGAGUCCAAUCAAUUCGACCUCGAAGCAUUCAUUCCGCGGAUCAAGAACGACCCCGAAUUAUUGAAACGGCUUGAUUAUUGGAGUUUGGGUAUCAUAUACAUCCAAAUGAUAUCGAUGAAAGUGCCUUGGGACGAGGCUAAAGUCGACAAUUACGCCUACUCUAAGUACGCCGAAAACUACCCACGCCUGCCAGGACUGGUAAAGCAGGUGUUGUCGAAGUUAAAUGACAAAUACGAGCGGUUUUCAGGAAAUCCUGGCCUUUCAUUAUUUAAGGAGAUCCAUUACGAUCUGCGGCCCUACAUCUUAGGCUUACUCAAUCCUGAUCCAGUGAAACGGGCUAGGAUUGCUGACGUGUUGGAGUCCAAAUGGAUCGCUGGCACUUGGGCUAAGCCUGCUGAGCUUUUACAAAAGCCUCUGACCAAGUCGUCCUAUUAA